GUUGGUUAAAGUUGUCUAUAAGGAAGCCCAGUCUAUUUUGCCAAGUCAUUCUUUUAAUAGGAAUAAACCUGCAGCAGAAGCAUCUGUUUUGCCAAACUCUGUGGCCUUCCAAUUUUGUGACUCCAGAGGAGAUUGGUAGGGAGCUAGACCGGUUAUGUAGACAAUCACAUAUUUUGAUGGCUAUUAUGUAGAGGUAUUGGUGCUUGAAUAAAACUUGAAUAAUGAUGCUGUAAUACAGGUGGUUCUGAUAAAAGCUGCCAGAAUAUGUGACUAUCUGUAUCUCAGUCCAGCGGCCUAAUUAAGUUCUGCUUUUUUAAAAUCUUUAAAAAAUUUUAAAGUCCAGAUUGUCAAAAACACCCGGUAAUUUUGUUAACCUUAGGAGCAAACAGGGAGUAUCAGAGACAUUCGUAAAUGUCGCCGGGUCCGGGACUCGAACCCAGGACAGCCGCUAUUCGAGGACUGUAGCCUCUGUAUAUGGUCGCGCGCUUUCGCACCUACACCACCAGCGCCGCCAGUAUCAUUGCAUUUGGGCCCCCUCACCCCACUUCCGGUCCCCCAGAGUUUGGUUUCCUAGACAGCGCUAGGAGGAGGAGCUUAUCUGCUGGAUCACUUGCUCUGCCACAUCACAACACACAGAAACCGCUCUCUCGCAGCAAUAACUGCACAAACAGGCCCAGUGGCCAUGGCAAAAGACCCUUUAGCCGAGGCAGGCUUUUAUUUUGAUGAACUCAACAAGCUGCGGGUGCUCGAGCCUGAGGUCAGCCAGAAGACUUCGGAGUUGAAGGAGGAGUGCAAAGAGUUUGUGGACAAAAUUGGCCAGUUUCAGAAGAUUGUCGGUGGUCUAAUCGAGAUGGUCGAUGAACUGGCAAAAGAAGCAGAAAUGGAAAAAAUGAAGGCAAUCGGAGCCAGAAACUUGCUGAAGUCGGUGGCAAAACAAAGAGAGGCCCAGCAGCAGCAGCUUCAGGCACUAAUAGCAGAGAAGAAAAUGCAGCUUGAGAGGUAUCGUAUUGAGUACGAAGCCCUGUCCAAAGUGGAAUCUGAGCAGAACGAGUUUAUUGACCAGUUUAUUCUGCAGAAGUGAUGAAACGGCUGAACAACAAACACGUUUCCAGAGUGCCUGUUCAGAGUAACCUCCUCGAGUCCCUGCUGCUGCUGCAACGUCUCUUCUGAAGCAGUCAAAAAGCUCCAGUUUUGACUGGAAACAUAUACACCACCUGUUUACACCACUUAUCUCAGACGUGUGUGUGUGUGUGUGUGUGUGUGUGUGUGUGUGAAACAGACAGCUGCUGACUGAAACAACUGCUGCAACCAGGGGAUUUACAGAACCAGGAGUCCUUGAAUACCUUCAGAACAUUCAGUUCACAUCAAGCAGCUCAACAUCCAUCACCACUAUAAUGGAGGCUAUUUAUAUAAAGAAAAAAUAUUUAUGAUAAACAUUAUUUAUACCAAAAGAUUGCUAUGUAUAUCUAGUUUUAUUACCUUUUCUAUCAUCUAAUGUAUACAGUAUUUGCCUGCAUUUGUAAAUAGGUUUAAUUUAAAACAAGCACAUCAGGAUGCAUUCUACUGUUCUGGUAAAACACCAGGCAGUCACGUUCGUCUUGUAGCUAGAUAGGCUCCAGCCUCCCGCGGUCCUGCAAGGACAGUUGGGUAGAGACGAUACUUCAAUGUUGUUCAUAGCAGAAAUAAAACAUAAGUAAUGUUUCAUAUCCAGAAUAAAGCUUUUUGAAACGUC
Messenger RNA from Girardinichthys multiradiatus, 1732 nucleotides. It is a transcript of the gene ift20, whose product is annotated as intraflagellar transport 20 homolog (Chlamydomonas). The record is from RefSeq and is a predicted model, not a curated record. Gene Ontology annotation, cellular component: centrosome; intraciliary transport particle B; cilium. Lineage: Eukaryota; Metazoa; Chordata; Actinopteri; Cyprinodontiformes; Goodeidae. Bases 683 to 1081 code for a protein of 132 amino acids. The transcript is spliced from 5 exons. Gene Ontology annotation, biological process: intraciliary transport; protein localization to cilium; centrosome localization.